Molecule: messenger RNA, 1140 nt
Organism: Penaeus indicus
Lineage: Eukaryota; Metazoa; Arthropoda; Malacostraca; Decapoda; Penaeidae
Exons: 5
Coding region: 421-1140 (239 amino acids)
Molecular function (GO): GTPase activity; GTP binding
Source: RefSeq, a predicted model, not a curated record
CACAGGCAGACGUACUGGCAACCCCGCUGACGGAGAAGGCGAGCACAGUCAGGCUGACAGGCAGGGAGCCUGCGACCGCGUGUGCUUGCUUGUCUACCUGAGUGCAAGACUGACCGCAGAGAAUCCAGGUCGCCGCGUGCCCGAGAGUGCCAUGCCCCGCGGCGGCCGGAGCACACGAGCGCCCGAGAGAAGCUGCUGCGUCGCCAGCGUCAGACGCCAGCGAGUGGCCGGCGCGCCUGAACUUCGUGCCUCAGAAUCGGAUUAAAAGACACUAAUCUUGUCCGUGGACAUCGCCUCCAGAAAGAGUGAGAGGAAAGAGAUAAAACAACUCUCAAAUCACCUCGUUUCUGAAAUAAAUUAGAAAUAGAACAGACACUCACACGCGCCCGCACGAGCCGUCUAUCCUCGGACUCGAGACUCAUGCUAAGGUCGUCCUCCAUGAUGGUCUCGGCCUCAAGGUCCAGCGCGCCCCCCCGCUCUCCCUCCAUGAACAACACGAGGAAACAGUCGCGCGACCGAGGCAGGAGAGCCAGCGGGGGUGCCGCCUCCUCCUCGACCUCAGAGGCCGCGGCCGCCUCCUCUGCCUCCUCCAGCGCCGCCGCCACCACCGCAACCACCACCUCAUCCACCUCCACUGCCGCCUCCACCUGCGGAUCCGCCACGUGCACCUCUGCCGCCCUUGCCGGCACCACGGCCGCCGCCACAGCGACCCCGGCGGGGCCGGCGGCGGCGACGGCCAGCAGGAGCCAGGCCAGCUCGCCGUCGCCCUUCUCCUCCAACGCGCCCUCCCACCCUCCUCCACGCACGUCCUCCUCCUCCUCCAGCACCUCGGCCUCCAACGCCUCCUCCUCCUCCUCCAGUUCUCGCACGUCCUCCUCCACCACUAUCAACCACCGCGGCUCCAUCACGCCCACCACCACCCACCUCUCCGCAUUCACGCCCAUCUCCGCGCACAAAAAGACGUCGGCGCCCGCAGAGACCAGGCUGGUCGUGCUUGGCUCGCCUGCCGUUGGGAAGUCAGCCUUGGUAGUACGGCUCCUGACGGGCCGCUUUAUUUGGGAGUACGACCCCACGCUGGAGGCGGCCUAUCGCCACCACACGACUGUGGACGACGACCCCGCAGGUAACUGUUAUAUUUGA